UUAGUGUUUUUAAUUUAACCCAGAGACAGAGAGAAGGGAGAAUCUCGGGAGAGACAUAAAGCGAAGAUUGGUUGGUGAAGUUGUUGGGGAUUGGGCAAAAAAUAUCGAUGGCGACUUCGAAGCUUCAAGCUAUUUGGAAUCACCCUGCCGGACCUAAAACCAUUCAUUUCUGGGCACCAACGUUCAAGUGGGGUAUUAGCAUUGCCAACAUUGCAGACUUUGCUAAACCUCCAGAGAAACUUUCCUAUCCUCAACAAAUCGCGGUUACAUGCACUGGAGUUAUUUGGUCUCGCUACAGCAUGGUAAUUAAUCCGAAAAACUGGAACCUCUUCAGCGUUAAUGUUGCUAUGGCAGGGACAGGCAUAUACCAGCUUGCUCGUAAAAUUAAACACGAUUUUGCAACCGAAGCCGAGCCUGCUGUUGCAAACGAAUGAUUAUGAUGACGAAGCUGAGCUUUUAAAGGAAAACUGGAUAUCAUCUUGCUUCUGUUUGAAAAUCUAGUUCAAGAUAUUUGAUUUUCUUUGCAUUCCAAGUUUUUCUGACCGGAUUACGAUAUCAUUUUCAAGGUUUUUAAGGAUUCCUGUUUGAUAUUUGUUCAAAUGAUAAAGGAGGUCUAAAAGCUCCCUCUCUUCCUGUGCUGCUUUGAAAGUAAAUCA
This is a messenger RNA of Arabidopsis lyrata subsp. lyrata, 656 nucleotides long. RefSeq names its product mitochondrial pyruvate carrier 4. Gene Ontology annotation, cellular component: mitochondrial inner membrane. The transcript has 5 exons. The record is from RefSeq and is a predicted model, not a curated record. NCBI's taxonomy places the organism in Eukaryota, Viridiplantae, Streptophyta, Magnoliopsida, Brassicales, Brassicaceae. Gene Ontology annotation, biological process: pyruvate import into mitochondria. The coding region runs from base 108 to 434 and encodes 108 amino acids.